AUGAGACAAGAAACACAACUACACUUGGCAGGGGACUUGAUUGCUUCUGCUGUGUCGGCGACAAUAGUGACUCCUGCGGUGACCAUCAUUGACCGUGCUUUAGUCGAAAAAGCAUCAUGUAACUGGCCGAUACUGCGUGGUUUAAGAUCCCACUGCUUGGAUGCUCUUAAGCGACCAGGUCGGUUCGUCUUUUCUCGUCCUUUCGGCCUCAUCUGGACACUGUACGCAGCCACCUAUGCCGUCGCCAACGGUGCCGACACCAUCACCAAAGAAACGAUCCCUACAUCACCAGCACGGGAUCCCAUUGUUUUCGGCUCAACUUUCGCCAUCAACGUGCCACUGGGAGUGUGGAAGGAUAUGCGCUUUGCACAGCUGUUCAGCAACUGUAGCAAGGAGGCGACUGUUGCAUUGCGAAAUGUGCCUACUCGCCCGUUUUCCAGUCUCGGAACGGCCAUAUUUCUUUUACGCGAUGGUAUUACCAUCUCCGGCUCCUUCACACUACCUUCAUAUUGUGCCGGGGUUAUCCCAGACAGCCUAGCAGCAGAUCCGCACUCGAGAACAGUGAUAACACAAAUUGUCGUGCCGGUUUUGUCACAACUUAUGGCGACCCCGGUGCAUCUGCUCGGUCUGGACUUAUAUAACCGACCUAAGGUGGCUGCAGCGAGCGAGAGAGUUACACUGAUGACACGACAUCUUCCGUCAGCGACCGUUGUUCGAUGUAUUCGCAUUAUACCGGCGUUUGGAUUCGGAUGUCUGACGAACAUGGAGUUACGAGAAUAUUUCCACAGUAAAAUUAGACUAGAGCACAUUGACCAAUGA
Molecule: messenger RNA, 819 nt
Organism: Aspergillus chevalieri
Lineage: Eukaryota; Fungi; Ascomycota; Eurotiomycetes; Eurotiales; Aspergillaceae
Exons: 2
Coding region: 1-819 (272 amino acids)
Cellular component (GO): mitochondrion
Source: RefSeq, a predicted model, not a curated record